CUUCAAGAGACUCAGAGAAGAAACACCAAAGAGCUAAUUGAUCAUUAAUCAUGUCAGACGAGGAUUUUGAGCAAACAGAAUUAGACUAUUCAGACUACUACAAUGGCACACAAGAGUUAUAUACAUCAGAGGGUCAGCCAUGCAACAAUGGCAAUGUGAAGGCGUUUGGACGAAUGUUUCUGCCUACACUCUACAGCCUGGUUUUCAUCGUGGGCUUCAUCGGUAACGGCCUGGUGGUCUGUGUCCUGGUGAAGUUCAGGAGGGCCAGCAGCUUGACAGACCUCUGUCUCUUCAACUUGGCUCUGUCCGACCUUCUCUUCGUCACCUCCCUGCCUUUCUGGUCCCACUACGCCACCGCAGCCGAGUGGCUCCUGGGGGACUUUAUGUGCCGACUGGUAACCGGACUGUACAUGCUGGGGUUUUAUGGCAGCAUCUUCUUCAUGUUGAUCUUGACAGUGGAUCGCUAUGUGGUCAUAGUCCGCGCUCAUACCAUGGCCAGGUACAGAUCAGUCAGAGUAGGGGUCGCUCUGUCUCUGUUCAUGUGGGCUCUCAGUCUCUGUGCCUCUUUGCCUACAAUCAUCUUCACAAAAGUAAAUAAUGAGUCCGGGUUUACAACAUGUAAACCAGAGUAUCCAGAGGGUAGCAUGUGGCGUCAGGUUUCUUAUUUAGAGAUGAAUGUCUUGGGUCUACUUCUCCCCCUCUUUGUCAUGGUGAUCUGCUAUUCUAGGAUCGUUCUGAUGUUAGUUAAUAUCAAAAGCACUAAAAAGCACAAAGCCAUCAAACUGAUAUUCAUCAUAGUAGUGGUCUUUUUCUGCUUUUGGACCCCAUACAAUGUUGUAAUUCUCCUGCGUUAUCUGGAGACACAGAACUAUUUUGGGGACUGUACAAUUCACAAGAACAUAGAUCUGGCAAUGCAGUGGACAGAGGUGAUAGCGUUCACACACUGUUGUUUGAAUCCGAUCAUCUACGCCUUUGUAGGGCAGAAAUUCAUGAGCAAUGUCCUGAAGUUACUAAGAAAAUGGAUGCCAAUGUGCUUCGCCAGGCCUUAUGCUAGUGAGUUGUCUGAACGAAGAAGCUCAGUCUAUUCCAAGUCUUCUGAAAUAACAUCUACAAGAUUGCUGUAGUUUGACUUGUAUACAGGCACAAUUCAAAUAUAAAAACUCUGAGAAGAGAAAAGGUAGUAAAAGAUGUAAGGAAAAACUACAAACAAAUGAAAGGGGGAUUUCUUGACACUUUGAAAGUGUGGCACUCAGCCACCCUAGCUGUGAAUCUAUGCUGACAGUAGAUACAGUAGUUAUCAGCUGCUCUUUUGUAUCUUUACAUGCCUUUGUUGAUAGAUCCCUUUAAAGAGUGUUAGUUGAGUCCUCAUGUGGCAUUGUGUGAAGUGUGAAAAAAGUAUGUACAGUGCAUUCGGAAAGUAUUCAGACCCCUUCCCUUUUUCCAUAUU
Messenger RNA from Coregonus clupeaformis (lake whitefish), 1447 nucleotides. RefSeq names its product C-C chemokine receptor type 5. Gene Ontology annotation, biological process: immune response; chemotaxis; G protein-coupled receptor signaling pathway. The transcript has 2 exons. Lineage: Eukaryota; Metazoa; Chordata; Actinopteri; Salmoniformes; Salmonidae. Gene Ontology annotation, molecular function: chemokine receptor activity. Bases 51 to 1124 code for a protein of 357 amino acids. The record is from RefSeq and is a predicted model, not a curated record. Gene Ontology annotation, cellular component: membrane.